AUGACAGACCGACUGCCAGAAAGCAACACGAAGAGCAGCGACGACGCGAUUGAAACGCCUGACGACGACGGGCGGAAGGCGAUUCUUGGGUCGACUCAAGAAACGACUGAGAGCCCUGACGACGAGCGGAAAGCGAAGACCGGCAGAUCAAGUAGCAAGUCGAACCUGGUUGGGGGGUUGUUUGGCGUCUUUAGGAGGGAUUCAGGGACUAAGUCCCAGAAGGCCUCUGGUGACGGGAGGUUCUUCAAGAGCAAGAGCACGGGUGGGGCUCUUGGUGGGGGAACCAAGCGAGAGAAGGGAGAAAAGGGAGAUGAGGGAGACGAGGGGAUAAAGGGAGAGGAGGGACAGGAGGGAGAGAGGCGUGAGGAGGGAGAGGAGAAUGAGGAGGAGGAGGAAGAACUAGAAAAAGUGGCUCUUGCAGGGAGGAGGCGAAGCACAGAUGCCGAGCGAGGCAAGGGAGAGGCUUCUGGUGUGGUAGAGAGAGAAGAGAAGGGGACAGAGAGCGCUGGGAGCGCGUCAGGUUCGGAACUUGGCUCGGUUUCAGGCUCGGCGUCAGGUUCGGCGUCAGGUUCGGGGCUGGCUUCGGCGGAUGGAGCAGCACAUGGAAGGGAUGAUUCGGAGGGCGAGUCCCAACCUGCCCCGCGGAAGCGCCCAAGGCAGAAGCGCACCAACAAAUCAUCUCCUCCUCCAGUCCUCCCCACGACCCCCCUGACCAACCUUGACGCCUCUCACUCUCUUUCUUCCCCUUCUGUCCCUGCCUUCCAGUUUCGCCCUCUGUUCCUCCUUUAUUCCCCAGCGCCUAAGGCAGAGGCGCACCAACUAAUCAUCUCCUCCACGCCCAAGGCAGACGCGCACCAGCCAAUCAUCUCCUCCUCCAGUCCGCCUCACGAUCCCUCUGACACCCUUGACGCCUCUCAAACCCUCCCUUCCCGUUUCCCCCUGCAUUCCCCGCCCAAGGCAGAAGCGCACCAGCCAAUCAUCUCCUCCUCCAGUCCGCCCCAUGAUCCCCCCGACACCCUUGACACCGUCUCACCAUCCUUCCCUGGGAAAGAAGGCCGCACUGAGGAUUUUCCGGGCAGUUCUGGUGCUCGUGGUACACUCGGGCAGGACGGGCGUGAGGAAAAGGAGGAGACAGGGGAGAAGGAUGGGCAGCAGGAGGGGAAGAAGGGCGGAGGAGAACGCGAGAGUGAAACGGAUGGUUUGGUCGUAGGGAAGGGGCCUUAUCAGGGGGGAAAUUCGGGGGAGGAUAAGGAGGAGAAUGAAGGAAGGGAUAAGGGCAAGGAGGAGGGGGAGAGUGAGGGCAAGGGUCAUGAGGAGAAGGAGGGAGAGGGUGCAGGAGGGAAAGCCAAGGGGAGUGGAGGGGGGAGUGGAGGAGGGGCAAAAGGAGGGAAAGGAACAGGGUUACUGGGAGGUGGGAGUGUGAUUCUGAACGUGGGCUCAGUUCCUAGAAAGCUGUUCUCCUUCAUGCCACGAUCUUCUUAUGCUAAGCUUAAGUUGGGAGCACAUGCAGGCCUAACACCCCUCAACACCGCUUCAACAUCAUCCACUGAUGACCCCACGCCCAUCGCCACGCCCAUUGCCACGCCCAUCGCCACACCCAUACCCACACCCUUACCCAAAACCUUACCCCCACGCAUCCCCACACCAAUCCGCACCACUGAAUCCGCUGCCACUGCUGCUGCCACUGCUGCUGCCGCCGCUGCAAGCACUGCAGACAGCAGUGCAGCAGGGCGAUUGAACCUUGACCUGCCCACCCCUCGCUUCCCCUUGUUCUCUCCUGCGGCUCUCCAGUCCCCUGCUGGUGACCUAGCCUCCUUUGCCCCCUUCCGCAGCACCACAGCCACCAGUGGUGGGGUUGCAGGUGGAGGGGAUUUCUUAGCUGUUAAGAAAAUCGCGCCACCAGUGCAGCAUUCGGCAGCACAUCGCGGCCCUCUCGCUCCUGCUGGCGACUUGGCCGCGUUUGCUGCCUUUGGGAACACUGCUUCCAAUCCUUCAACCCUAAACACUUCAACAAACCCUUUCUUAAGUGCUAUGGGAGACCCAGCAGCGGCAGGGGGGGAUGGAGGGCGAGGAGGAGGCGGUGGUGUGGAAUCCGGCGCAGCAAUAACAGCAGCUGGAGCGGCAGCAGCAGGAGCAGGAACAGCAGGAGCAGGAACAGAGGGCGAGGACUGGGAUGCCAUGUUGCUUGCUUCCUUUGGUCGCUGUCACACCAUCGACGGGUCAUUCAGAGAAGCCAUGCGCGCUGCUAAUGCGCAAGAGGAGACUGAGACAGCAUGGGACGACGAUCAGGCAGAGGAGGAGAAGCAGGCACAAGGCAGCCUAGCACAGGAUUUCCCAGCACAGAACUUGUUAGCAGAGAACAACAACCAGGGACAAGAUUAUCAGGCGCAGAACAAGCAGGUGCUUGGGGCGUUCAGGCAGUAUGAGUUGGUUCAGGAGUCAGGGAGGGUCGCAGGUGGCAGGGGCUCAGGUGCAGGUGGAACUUCAGGUUUGAAAGAACAGCCCGUGCCCCCAGCUAGUGGUAUGAGCCCCUUUGCACCUUCUGGAAAUUCCUUUCCUUUACAGCAGCAACAGUCACAAGCCCAGCAACAGACCAAUCCAUUCCUUUCUCCGGGCACAAGCAGCAUCGGCUCGGCUAAUAAAGUGGGAGAAUCUGAACCCCUGUUUGCCAGUACAGGGUCUGCUUAUAAAGAAUCGUCUGUCGAGGCGCACCAGGAGGGGCAAUGGCUGGGGAAGCAGGAGGGGCUGUGGCAGAGCAUGGAGCAAGGGGCUGGCUCCAAGGGGAAUGGGCAGAAACAAGGUGCUUCCUUGAUGACUCAGAAGCAAGCUGGUUCUAUGGCUCAGAAACAACCUGCUUCCAUGGCUCAGAAGAUUCUUGCCAGUAACCCAUUCCUUGUGAUUCCCGGCAUGAGCAGUAGUGGUAAUGGUGCUGGUUAUAACGAGGAUAGCAGGGGUUUGCUUGGUGGGGAGGAUACUCCCAAGGGACUGCAGGAACUGGACUGUCCGGGUAGCAUGCCUCUCAAGCACCGCAGUGGUAGCAUGUCCUUCAACAUCGAGCACUUCGCACUUCCUUUUGUGAUGUGUGCCUUCUCCUUUCAGGGAGUCCCCGGCUGCGCUUCUUAG
Molecule: messenger RNA, 3123 nt
Organism: Closterium sp. NIES-65
Lineage: Eukaryota; Viridiplantae; Streptophyta; Zygnematophyceae; Desmidiales; Closteriaceae
Source: the annotation of a GenBank genome assembly